Strongylus vulgaris is the source of this 425-nucleotide messenger RNA. The record is from the annotation of a GenBank genome assembly. NCBI's taxonomy places the organism in Eukaryota, Metazoa, Nematoda, Chromadorea, Rhabditida, Strongylidae.
AUGUCCGAGUAUCUUGGGUGGACGGAGAGGCGACCGCCGUUUGGGGCGCAGAAGCCUUCUAAGGAGGAUAUGUUACCUGGAGGCCCUGUUACGCAAAGCUUUGAGAACUACGUCAAAAACGUUUUCCAUCCAAUGAAUCGAACAAAGCAGGACAGCUCCCAGAUGGCUACCGAUCAUGGAUUGUCGGCUUCCAGAAUGUUAAAAAUGGAACGGACAUUAGGAAAGUAUGCUCUUGAUGAUUCCAUGGAUUCCUACGACGACAGCGGGUUGUUUUUGAAAACUCCGCUAGAAAGCCUCUAUUCUGAGCUCGGAUUGAACAAAUCGGAGGCCCCCGUUUAUUCAUCGUAUCGCGAGAAGGGAGAUGAGGAAUAUGCAAAGAACAAUCGCAAGACUCUGAUUGACUAUAAGGAUUUCGACCGGUAAGC